GGAGAAUUUGUAGCUAUUAUGACUGUGGAAAACUAAUUAAGCCUCUCAUUGGAUGCACUCCAGCUCUCUUGCUCCCUACAGAAAUGGGCAAGAAUGUGGGUCUAGAAGGAAACCAGAGGGGAGCUUAGGCCUCCAAUACUCUUACAACCUUGUAGGACAACUAAAGGAUCCCAAGAAGAACGGGCACUAUUGGACACACAAACACGAAAAUCAAACAAGGUUGUGAAGUAUUGUUAGUGCCUAGAGAGCGGUGAUCGGCUCAUGUUUAGUUGGUGCUCAGCCCAAUAUCCAGUACAUGGUAUAUGCUCAGUGUACUGGACUGGACAGUGUCACCCCCAAAAUCCAUGUCCUUCCUAGAACCUCUGAAUGUGGCCUUAUUUGGAAAUAGGAUCAUUGCAGUUGUAGUUAGUUAAGUUGUGGUCAUCCUGGAGUAGAGUGGGCCCUUAAUCCCAGGUAACUGUUAUCCUCAUAGAAAGAGGAGAAGACACCACAUGACAACAGACAGAGACUGGAGCGAUGUAUCUACAAGACAAGGAGCCCCAGGCAAGCACAGGAAACAAGGAAGAUGCAAGGCAUGUUCUUCCCCCAUAGCUUUCAGAGACAGUGGGUCCUACUGACACCCUGACCUCAGAUUUCCAGCUCCCAGGACUGUCAGAGAGUACAUGUCCUUUGCUUUACGCCUCCUCAUUUCCUAGGGAAGUAAUAUACUUUUAUAUUUUUGUUGGGUGAAUGCAUUAGAGAAUAAAUGAAUGGUCACCUGUGCAAACUAACUUGGGGCCAAAGUGUUAGCCCUCUUACAAAUAUGAUUUAAAGGUGAUCAGCUAAGGUCCCUUUCUCCUGCGCCAUAAUCCCAUAGCUGUAGCAGAGCCGAACAGACAGCUGAAACGCUAAACACCAGUGGAGAAGGUAGAUUUGUUAUCAGCAGAGCUUGGAAACAAAACAAAGAACACAGGGGUUUCUUUUCAAGGAAUCCUAGAUUCUUUAGAAAAUCUGAUAGAAACUAUGGGCUCAGACCCCAGAAAAAUGCAAGUACAGUCACUCCUCAUCCCACCCCCCAUCUCUGGGGGAAUCAGUUCCAGGACCCCUUCCUAAUACUCUCUAAGAUCUGAAGAUGCUCAGAUCUUUUCAAAUAGUGUAGCAUUGGCAUGGAACCUGCUACAUCAUUUUGUAUAUUUUCAGUCAUCUCUGGAUGACUUGUAAUACCUGAUGCACUAGAGCUGCUAUGUAAGUAGUAGUUCUACUAUAUGGUUUAGGGAGUGCUGACCAAAAAUGUCCAAAUAUGUUCAAUUAUAGAUGCAGGGUUUUUUCCAAAUAUUUUCAAUCCACGAUUUGUUGAACUCACAGAGGUGGAACCCACAGACACAGAGGGCUGACUGUAGAGUGUAGUGAAGUGAACACACUAUAGUUAAUAGUUUCCUCCUACCCACUCCCCCCUCACAAAACCCUCUGAACCAAGAUUAAGGAUUCCUGAAUUUGGAGCCAAUGUUUUGGUGCAGCAGGUUAAGCUGCUGCCUGUGAUGCCAGCAUCCCAGAGUCCUGAUAGCUCUACUUCCAAUCCAACUCCCUGCUGUUGCACCUGGGAAAGCAGCUGAAGAUGGCCCAAGUGGUUGGGCCCUGCCACCAGCAUGGGAAACCUGGAUGGAGUUUCAGGCUCCUGGCUUCGGCUUGGAUCACGCCUGCCUUUGAGGCCAUUUGGGAAGUGAACGAGAAAAUGGAAAAUUGUGUGUGUGUGCGCGUGUGCAUGUGCGUGUGUGUGUGUGUGUGUAUUUCCCUCUCUAUAUGUAACUCUGCUUUUCAAAUAAAUAUAUCUCAAACAAGAAAAAAAGGGAAUUGCUGAAUUAGAAGAUAACAGAAUAUUGAAGAUUUUUAUCUUUUCUGUGAACAUCCUGAAAACAGAGAAAGGCAAUGAAGUUGUUUCUCCUUUUGAAAUGUGGCCAAAUCACAUGAGACCUCAUCCUUUGGGGUGGGUCCAGUGGCUCACCCAAGAAUGAUGCUGGACUACAGGUGGAGACCCUGGCCUAGACACACAGGGGCUUGAACUCCAAAUCCUGCUUCCCCAUUUAAUCCUUUUGUUCUCUCUGUGUCCUAUUCACUCCCAGCCCAUCCAGUGUGGAUGCUUUUAGGGUCAGAAGGUAGGUUAAUGAGAUAAUGCCAGUAAAGCACUUUGCCUGUAGGAAAGAGUUCCUAUGUAAACAUAAGAUAUGAUUGGACACUAUCAGACUUCAGCUGGGCCAGCAGCAACCCAGCUAGUGUGAUCUUCUUCCUUAUCUACUGUGUGGCCAAAUUGGGUUCUUUCUCCAAGGCAGAGAGUGUGGGAGGUCUUCUGUUGGCUGGUGCAGGGACUCCGAUAAGUGGCCCCUAUCACCUCCCCUUGAGCAGAGCAAACAGAUCAUUUGACUGCGUUUGAUGAAAGGCCCGGCCUGUGCUAACAGUGGGUCCCCACGCUCUUUGUGCAUAUGUACGGAGCCAGCAACCUUCUGGGAAGGCUCUCUUUACAGGGCGUGUUCGCUUCAAUGUGAACUCAAUAUUGCAAUGUAUCUACAGGAAAAGAAAUGUCAUGUCAAGUUUGAUGGUUGUGACUUUUUUAUUACCUCUUGAGAAUGACUUCCCCACUUUUUCUGCUGUUUUUGGCCAACUUGAAAAAAAGAAGGAAAAAUAUAAUACCACUGAUCUCUGACACAUUGUUUUCAGAACUUAUUAAAAGUAACAAAAAGAUUACUUUCUAUAAUUAAUAAAUUGUCAACAUGCCAUUAAACAGGAAUGCUUCAAACUAAGAAACCCUCCUCCAACAAAGGCAACAAACAGAAAGCAACAACAAAUUGCUUGAAAUCUAUAGGAAUUUGUGAGGUUUUUUUUUUUUUAAUCUCAAGGUGGUUUUUUUUCCAUCAUCACUGACAAGGAUGGAGUGAACUGAAAGGAGGUCAGGCAGUUCUCAUCAGUGAGAAGAUGACAGAGGCUCUUAACUCCCAGUCUUAAGGAUGGCACUGCAGAGGGAAGGAAUUCAACCUGCCAUCACCCGCCUCCCACGCAUUCAGGGUGGCUGAAGUAGACGGCAGCCGGUGCUCUGCAGUGGCUCAGGCCUCAUCUCAUGUUUCACCACAUUUUAGCAGUCCUGCUUUCCAGCCAGAAGGAUGACCUUUCAGAGACGGUUGAAUCCUAACCACGUAGAGAACGAAAGCUGACUUUCUCCCUGCCUUUCUCCCUCCCGGCCUUCCUAAACGUACAUUGGCCAACUGUUACGUGCCAGGCACUAUGCAAAGUCAAGGUCUCAAUCAAAAGUCACUCAACAAAUUAUUAUCCCUGACCCAUUUGACAAGUUCAUUCAAGACUGGCCUGGGGGGACCAGCAUUGUGGCAUAGGACAUAAAGGUAUGACCUGCAGGGCUGGCAUCCCAUAUGGGCACUGAUUUGAGUCCUGGCUGCUCCACUUCCAAUCCAGCUCUCUGCUAAUGACCUGGGAAAGCAGCAGAAGAUGGCCCAAGUGCUUGGGCCCCUACACCCAUGUGGGAGAUCCAGAUGAAGAUACUGAUCCCUGGCUUCAGUCUGGCUCAGCCCCUGCCAUUGUGACCACCUGGGAAGUGAACAGAUGGAAGAUUCUCUCUCUCUCUCUCUCUCUCUCUCUCUCUCUCUCUCUCUCUCUCUCCCCCUCUCCCUCUCUCCCUCUCUCCCUCUCUCCCUCUCCCCCUCUCUCCCUCUCUCCCUCUCACUCUUGCAAGUCCUGAGAGUUGACCUUGAAAUUUGAGAUGAGGAUCCACCUUCCACCCAUCCUCAAUCAGCUUUUCAGAGUGCCCAUCCUAAACACCCAUCUGGAAUCGCAUCACUCUCUGCUUUAAAAACCCCACCUGAAGAAUAAAACCCACGGUGCUGCAACAAGGGAGAUGCAACCUUUGUGGCCUUGGGCAGCCCACCUGCCUCUCUGGUCUCAUCCCUGUCCACAUAACCCAUGGCUUUGGCCACAUCAGAAGACACCUCUCCCCCAGAGAACUCCAGCGUUCCUGUACCUGCCCCCUGCCAGGUCCUCCUCGCUAUCCUCUUACAUCUUCCCAGCCUACUCCAGUGCCUCCGUCUGGGAGCUUCCAUGAUGCCCACCACCGCCCACCAUGCCUCUGCCACCCGUGUGUGCUCCCUUCUUGCCCAGAGCAUGCACUGACGCCGCCUCCAUGAACACGGCCAUCCUGGGUGCUUCUGGAGCCCAGGGGUUGUAGCUGAUGUUGCAAUCCCUCAGGAAAGCUUUGUGGAAGGCUCCUUUUUGCACUCUAAAGGGGCAGUGAAGGGGAAGGGUGAGGGGAGCUGUUGUGGCCCAAGAGCCCUGGAAACUAUUUGGAAGUCUACUUUAAUAGGGGUUUUGUCUCACCUGCUAGGAGGAGGUCACUCCAUGCUAAUGCUGUGACUCUGAAGUGCUAAAUUUAGUUUUUGCUGCACCUUUGGGGCAAGUUGUUCUUCGAUUGCAGUCAAACAUACAUAACAUAAAGUUGCCAUUUUGGUGGUGGGCAUCACAGGCAGGAGAGGCCACUGCUUGCAAACCCCACAUCCCAUAUUGGAGUGCGCCAAUGUGAAUCCCAGCUACUCCGCUUCCAAUCCAGCUCCCUGCUGAUACGUCUGGGAAGCAGCAGAUGAUGGCUCGAGUACUCGAGUCCCUGCCACCCACACGGAAAACUCAGAUGGAGUUUCUGGAUCCUGACUUCGGCCUGGCCCAGCCCCAGCUGUUACAGACACUGGGGAGUGAAUCAGUGGAUGAAAGCUCCUCUCUCUCUCUCUCUCUCUCUCUCUCUCUCUCUCUGUGUGUGUGUGUGUCACUCUGCCUUUCAAAUAGAUUUUUUAAUUACCAUCCUAAUCAUUUUAAGUUCAUAGUCCACUGGCAUUAAGUACAGUCACAUUGUUGUGUAUCCAACUCCAAAACUUGGUCUUCUUCCCAAACCAGAACUCCUACCAAUUAAACACUUCUUUCAAGUCUGCCCCACCACCACCCCUGGCAACCAGCAUUCUACUUCUCUCUCUAGGAAUCUGACUACUUGAAGUACCCCACGUAAGUGGACUCAUACAGCGUCUAUCCUGUUGUGUCUGGUUUAUUUCUCUGAGUAUAUGCCUUCAGGGUUCAUCCAUGACACAGCACCUGCCGAACCCCUACCCGCUCUCCAGCUGAGUGAUAUUCCAUUGGAGGAGUACACAUUCCACCCUGUCAAGGGACAUCUGUGUUGCUCCCACAUCUCAGCUCUUGCGGACACUGCGUCUCUGAACGUGGGUGUUCGGAGAGCUCUUUGAGACCCUGCCUUCACUUCUUUGCGGGCAAUCGUCAGCAGUAGAAUCACUACACCAGGAGACAAGGCUAUGUCCAAUUGCUCAGUAGGCGCAUACGUGUUCUGCAGAGGCUGCACUGCUCUACAACGCUGCCAAGAGUGCCAGGGAGUCCAGUUCCUUUACAUCCUCGUCGACACUUUUGUUUUCUGCUGUCUUUUGUUUUUUUGGUUUUUGUUUGUUUGUUUUUGUUUUUGUUUUUAUAACAGCCAUCCUCCUAGGUGGGAAGCAGGAUCUCAUUAUGGUUCCGUUUUGAACCUCUGCAAUCACUGUGUGCAUUUCCCAGAGGUACUUCCUCCUGUGGGCCAGCAGGGGGCACUCCCAUGAGACUGCGAGGGUAGAUGAGCAUGACAGAUGACGGAGUGGCUCACUCUCCCAGGUGGUAGCAGGGACAGAGAUCAUUGACCUUCUCUCUGUGCUUCUCACAGUGUCAGCAUCAAGGAGAACCAAAGAGCCUGGGCCACAGUAGUGUUUCUCAAAGGGGGUACCACUGGCACCCCAGUGAGACAGUCCUUCAUUAUGCAGUACAGUCUCAUAUUGUACCUUUAGCAUCCUGGGCUUCUGCUGGAGGACAACUCAAGUUGUGACAACCCAAAUGCCCCCCAUCUACACUUCCAUGGACCCCCCCAAGCCUCCCCCGCCACCCAAGUCCAGGGAUAGGAGCUGUCCAAUUAAGAACCAGGUAUGCAAAGAAAACUGGCGAUUCCCAGCAUCCUCCACUCACUCAGGCAAUGAAGCCUGGUGUCCAGACCAGAGCUGGGCGGUGCUCAGCUGAGGGAACCAGCACAGGUGGCUUGAGGUGACCCCCACGGCUCCUAGAGACUGUUAACAGCUGGCUGACGGUGACUGGCUGUUGUAUCAAGAGAAAAGGGAAGGCUUUCUCUAAAAGCAAGAUGAGCACAGAAACAGGGGAAAAAAACAAAACAAAACAAAACAAAACAAAACAAACAAAAAAAACAACCAGCACGGCCCCCAUAAGCAGGACCUGCCAUCGGAGCCUGGUCCCUUCCGCGGGCGUCCCUUUGACCGCGCCCCCCACCCCAGUGAAGGAACGCUGCUGCCCUGGGCAGUGUGUCUGCCUUGCCUCCGCUGGGUUACUGGCCUUCCCGGCCCCGGGCUGCCAUGGCAACCAGGAAACAACCUCGCUCCCAAGGAGGAGGUUGCGCUGCGGGCCAGAUCCGCAGUUGCACGGGGCUGGCCCGUAGCAAAGCAACCAGCGCCCCCGGGACAACAAGGGCUCCGGGAAGGGAGCGAGGGGCUGCCCAGAGUAGCCACCCCGGGGGGGCGCGAGGAGUCUGGCUCUGCGGUUUCUGUUUUCUCUCCACAAAGAUCCACACUGUCUAAGCUGUGUGGCUGGUUGUUCGGAGGAAGCUGCUGUCGGGUGGGGUGGGGGUGUGGGGAGCGUCUUCCACAAAGGCCCAGUGUUCGUGGUCCUCUCGGGCCUGGGGCUGAGCUUUGGAAACCUUGAGGUGUGACCAGUGUUCAGCCUUCAAGACCAAGAUGGACUGCCCUUGAGCAGGGGUGGUCGGAGGCAAAACAUGUUCCCGCUCUCCCUCCUGAGCCGGGGCCACGGGAAGCUGGUGCGCAACAAACAGAAGCUGGAAGUCUACUUUGAACCAGAGGAUUACUUGAACUGGAAGUCCCCGGAAGACUAUGUCCUGGUCAGCAAACCUCAGGACAAGGACGACGCCAGCCAGCAUGCCUGGAGCCUCUUUCUUCCCAAAACUUUCAGCACUAGAAAGGGUGCCUUGAUCCUCUACUCAGAAGGGUUAGCCAUAUCGGCAUGGGCACCCAAAGACAGGAGCAAAGGCCCCUACGACCCCAAAAGUCACGGGAGGAGGCCUGCUCUGGAACUGCACACGCUCCACGACCUCAAGGAAGCCAUCCUGGCCUAUGGACGGAGGCGGAGGGAGCAGGACAGAGCCUGGCAACCGUACCUCUACUUCCGAAGUCAGCCAGAGAGCCAGACCCAGCGACAAAUCCAGCCUGGGUAUUCAGCCAGGAGAUACCUCCAAGACCUCUUGCGAACAUGGCCGCCUGACACAAUGUACAAGCUCCAGUGUGCAGGAUACAUCGAGGAUUCUGUGCUGCUGCCGGACAGGCAACCUAAUGGACCAAAGAACUUCAGACCACAACAAGACCUUUCAGGUCACCAGGGCCUGGCUGGAGGGCGCGCUGGGGCUGGGGGAACCCCGGACCUGGACUCUGUAGCCGACAACCACGGUGGGCGGCAGCCGUGGCAGGAAGAGGAGACCCAGGCGGAGGACACGUCGGGAGCGUUCAAGGAAAACCACAGUGAAACAGCGCAGCAGAGCUCCAGGAGGGUCUCCAGCCAGGCCCACACCCAUCACUUCCGGCUCCCGAGCCAUGCAGCCCCCGUUCCGUACUACGGAGGAGCCUUCCCCAAGGGGAAGGCCCUGCUCAGGGACAAACAAGGACACGUGCAACUCCGCCAAGCCAGAAGCGGCCCCCUGUUCCAGGAGCCCCCUGCGGAAAAACGCCUUCUCCCUCCCAUAGCAUCUGCUGCUGGCUCAGAAAAGCACACCCCCGGGGAGGUGAAGAAGAAAAAGGUUGUGGUGUCAAGAGUUUUGAAAUUACCUCCUAUCUCAGAAGACCCCCCCAGAGUCCCGGACCCCCUGAGGAGCCAGUUUAAAGUCCAUGAGCCUCCGAUAGAACUCUUAGUCUUCCCAAUGGAGAUUCACGUCCACACUCAACACCAUCCGAAAGACAAAGCCGGAAGAAGAGGUGCUCCAGGCUCAGAGUCAGAACCGGAAGCAGAAGUGGAGGCCAGGCCUUCGUGGAGGCCUCCCCCGAAGCAGGCCCUACAGAGGCCACGAGAGUUAACGGUUCAUCUCCCAGUGGACACAGGCAGGGACACUCUCUCGCCUCAAGGUAGUGCCUCCCUCCCUCCCACAACCCGCAAGAAUCUCACUGUGAAGCGAAGCCAGUCACAGCACACAAGGGUCAUCAGCCAACAGCAAGGAGGCUGGAAGGGAGAUGACGCUGCUCCAUCCCAGAAUGUGACCCCACCAGUGGACAUUCUACCCCUGGCUGACAGGACAAGAAGUCCAGAGAGCCAGGGGGGACUGGACAGCCCCAGGACAUCUGGCCGGCGCAGCCCUCCGAGUCCCCCAGCUAUGAGCCCGCUGCGGAGGGCACUGCCAUCCAGACAAGCGGAUCCCAGAGAGCCCACACCGGGACGCUGCCCGCUGGGUCCGAGUGGAGGAAAACUCUGCCCGUGCCCGCCAGGGCCGACCGGAAUCUCGGAGCUUCAGCCAGCGGAAGCAAACAUUGAAUCCAGAACUAGUCUUCACGUGGAUCUUUUUGAAACCUCACCUUUGACCCAGACGACAGAGGAGCAGGGAGCCCAGCAGUCCUUGGAGGCGGCGGCUCAGAAGACGGGAGAGCCUCAAAGUUGUACAAAUAAAGGGCCGAUAUGUUCAAACAGAAAAGAAUUUUCCACGCGCAUGCUGCACAUCGACAUGACGCCGUUCCUGAAGGGCGGCGACGCACUGGACUCCAGCGAAGAACCAGGAGGACCCCUAGGAGGAGCCGACCAGGACGGCCAAGAGCCAGGGAUGGCGACCCUUGUCCCUCUCAGCACUUCCCUGCCUGAAUGCAUCCAGACCCCCGAGGCAGAUAGCGUAAAAGAGACAGACGGAGAGCACAGUGCACCCCCCAGAGGGCUGCCCAGGCACAGGCCUGACUCGCCGGAGAGCCCAGCUGCAGUAGCCACAUCUCUUCCAGGAUGGUUCAGCCAGCGGCCACCUGCCAGCCUCGGGCACGUGAAUGAAAACACAGAUGAGCUCCAUCUGAAAAGCCUGCCUGGAACCCAUCGAGGCCACCAGGAGGAGGAGGAGUCGAUUGACAAGGCCAACAGAAGAAAAGGAACCAAGACAGACAAGACCAAAGGAACCAAGACAGACAAGACCAAAGCCCCAGGAAGGGAGAGAGAAGGAAAGGUCCUCGGAGCAGCAGAGGCUGCUGGGGGGAAAUCAAGGCACUCCAAGCCUGAAAGGAAAGCAGAGCUGAUUUCCAAAGCCAAAAGGCCAGUGGUGAAGAGGAACAGGCCCCGGAAGGGAAGGAACCGGGAGCUGGCAGAGUUAACGGGGCCUGAUGUCCACUCAACAAGGACAGAAGACGCCUCGGCGAGAGGUUGCUUCUCCGCAGACUCCGUAGAAGGCCCUUGGCUUUCUCACAAAGACGAGUUUCCGGAGACCCAAGUUUCUAUAGACAGCAGAUUGUCGCCCACCCAGGCUGUGACUGCUGCAGGCGACCUGGAACCUGAAGAAGAGGAAAGCCAGGAAGACCCGUCCAAGGGCCUCAUCCCUAACAGGGAGCAGGAGCAGGCGUCCCGGGACAGGCUGCGAGCCCAGAGGGCUGAGAAGAGGCUGCUGGAGGUGGAGCGGAAGAGAAGGGAGCAGGCCGAGCAGCGGCGGCGCCAGCAGGAGGAGCUGGAGACAGCGGAGCAGAUGAAGGCGGAGCUGGAGCUGGAGCAGCAGAGACGCAAAGAGGAGAUGCGCUUAAGGAAACAGAGACUCGAGGAAGAGGAGCAGCGGCGGGCGGAGGAGGAGAGAAAGCAGCGGCUCCUGAUGCAGGCGGCCCAGCAGAGAGCCCGCCUGCAGCAAGAGGAGUUCCGGAAGAAACUGCGAGAACUCCAGAGGAAGCAGCAGCAGGAGGCGGCAGAGAGGGCCGAGGCAGAGAAGCAAAGGCAGAAGGAACUGGAGAUGCAGUUAGCAGCAGAACAGAAGCGCCUGAUGGAAAUGGCCGAGGAGGAACGGCUGGAGUACCUGCGGCAGAAACAGGAAGCGGCGGCGAAGGCCCAGUGGGAGGCAGAGGAGAGGAGGCAACAGGAAGAGGAAGCUGCAAGGCUGGCGUUGGAGGAAGCCACGCAACUAGCCCAGGAACAAGCCAGACAAAAAGCUGCUUUGGAGAAACGUCUUCAUUUCCAUCUAGAGCUUCAGAAGGAAGCCAGUGGCCUGCAGUGGACACACAACAUCUCCAGACCGUGGGUUUACUCUUAUUUCCAGUUCCUACAGAUGCCCAGGCCUUAAGCGGGAAGAAAACUGAAAAGUAAGUCGGGACAAACUUGCUUUACUCUCAGGUUCCAUCCUGAGCCCAGUCUGGCUCACCUCAACCCACACCUAAGAUUUUCUGCACUUUGGAACUUCCCUUCCCACCAGCUCUCUCCACCACACACAACGUUCAGCACAGUUAAUUUCUUCACUCGCCUAAAUCCUUUUUCUAGAACCACGUAAGUAGGUGUCUAAAACUGGCCAUGACUUCAUAAUUUGCUUGGAACACGAACAUGGUCUUAGGAUUUUCAAGGUAUUUCAUUCAUGUCAAUGUGUCUGAAUGAGCUGCAGGUAGGCUUUUUUUUUUUUUUUUAAAGAUAAACAGUAAUUCUCAAUUCACUAAAAGGAGCUGAUUCAUACUCAUUUAUUCAUACAUUAAGAAUUUUAUUAUAAAUCUCUUCAUAAAGCAAAACCACAGCCAUUUCAUCCUGAGUCUAAAGUUUAAUCUCUAUUUAGAACAAGGUGUUUAUAAUCCCUUGAUGAGCAAAAUGAGCUGUUUUGUGAGUCUCUCCUCACAUCCUUAAAGUACAGAUUGUAAAGUAGCAUCCAGUCAGAUGGCUUACCAGUCAGUCACGUGUAGCUAUUUAAAACCACCUUCAACUAGCCACCUGCCAGUUCUCAAUGACCACACGCAGCUUCUGGCUACUACUGUAAAACACAGAGUUCGAUGGGACAGCAUUAUUCUGAAGACCUGAAAGUUAGCAAAUACUCAUUUUUCUGCACCUAACUGUGCCCUGUGAGUAGCUAACCAGCUACUCACAAAUUUCCCCCAUUUAGGAGUGGACAUUUGGUGCAGCAGUGAACACACUGUGUGGGACACCUAUCUCCCAAACUGGAGUGCCUGGGUUGAGUCUUGGCUCUUUUACUUCCUAUCUGGCUUCCUGCUAAUGUAUAUCCUUAGAGGUAGAUGAUGGCUCAAAUACUUGGGUCCUUGCUACCCCUGUGGAAGAUCCAUUUAGAACUCUGGGGUGCUGGCUUUGGCCUGGCCCAGCCCUGGUUGUUGGAGUUAUCUGGGGAGUCAACCAGGAGGUAGAAGAUCUCUCUGCCCUUCAAAUAAAAUGAAAAGAAAAUAGAUAGUAAAUAAAGCAAAAGAUCGGAACCUAAAUUCUCCUACAGAUUUCCUUCAGCCCUACUCUACACUUCCCACAGCUGCAAAGCUUACUAUUUGCAGCUAAUUCCCUGCAAUUUCUCAAAGUUCAUAGUUGCUUUCUAAAUAUCUGCUACAACCCAGAAAUUGGGCUUGGUUUAGAUUCUGUAUUGCUCCAUUAUUGGACUUGCUUAGACUAGAUACUUAAACUCCUUGUUUUAGGUAAAAUGAAACAAAUUGGACAAAAUACUUGUGUCAUAGUGAAUUUAAACAUGUAAUUUCAACUUUUUUGAGUUUGACAACUCUACCUGCACACUGAUUCAUUCACUAGUAAUUAAAUAGGUAAGGCUGGCACCACGGCUCACUAGGCUAAUACUCCGCCUGCGGUGCCGGCACCCUGGGUUCUAGUCCCGGUUGGGGCACCAGAUUCUGUCCCGGUUGCUCCUCUUGCAGUCCAGCUCUCUGCUGUGGCCCGGGAGGGCAGUGGAGGAUGGCCCAAGUGCUUGGGCCCUGCACCCACAUGGGAGACCAGGAGGAAGCUCCUGGCUUCCGAUCGGUGCAGCACGCCAGCCGUGGCAGCCAUUUAGGGGGUGAACCAAUGGAAAAAGGAAGACCUUUCUCUCUCUCUAACUUUGCCUGUCAAAACAAAAAUAAAAUAAAUUUAAAAAAUUAGGUAAGAAAGGGGCAUGUCAAAUAAUUCAAGAACAGAAUGAAUAAAGAAAAUAUCCUCAUGGGAGAAAUUAUUAUUGAUUUUCUUUCUCCCCUCUUUUACAAAUUUAGGAUGUGUAGUCAAGGACCAGCGAGAGUAGCUACACUAAAUGUUACUCAAAGUCCCCUCCAAUCUGAUGCUCUUUUACAUUUUUGCCAUCAAAUGCCUAUUUGAUCAGCUCUCCUAUACCUGAUAAGCAUUUUUAAGGUUAACCAUAGAGUGCAAUGCAUUUAGAAGAAUCCAAUAAGCUAAAAGCUAUUUCCCCAGUACCUAAGUAAGCUACACCACCUGAAUGCUGAGAGCCUUCAGACACUUAGACACAAACAGAAUUAAAAUAGUAAACUAGAUUCAUGCAUUUUGAAUUAGCUCAGAUGGCCAAUAUGAUUUGUUAUUCAAUCUCAACAAAAGUAUACAACUCAAAAGCGUUUUCUAAAAAUGGGCCUACUUCCUAGUACUAUAAUGAAUAUGGUAAUUGCCAUAUAAGUCUAAAAGACCUAACUUCACACAAUACAAGUGAUUUUUUAAUUAAGGGUCAAAUAUAAGAAUGUGUAAGAUCAAUCUAUUUUUCAACAGGUGACUUCAGUAGCUGUAACAGUUUGUAAAAUGCAUUCAAGUUUUAUUUGCUCUUAAAUGGUCAGCUGACAUUCUCUUUGGAAUAAAAUGAAACUGAAUUAUGUGUAUGCAUAAGUAUACCAAAUUAUGUGAUUCAUUAGAGUUAAAAGGAAAAGUGAAGCCAGCUAAUAAGAACUAAUACGGCAUUUUAAUUUUACAAAGUUUAAAUAUUUACGAUAUAAAGGAAAAAAAUUAUCAAACCUUAACUACACAGAACAUUUUGAAAUUGUUGAAGAACUGAAAUUAUCAAUAUAAAUCAGUAAUUUUUGGUGUGCCCAUGUAUUCAACAGGUUUGGAUAACUAUCAUAUGCACCAUACACGAAUAUCGAGUUUUAAAAAAACAGAACACUGAGUAUUUAAAAAAGGUUAUUGUGGCCUUAAUUAAAUCCUUGAUUGAGAAGGCACUUCAGUAACUUUCAGUGCUUCAAAGUCAUUAACAUCACUGUACAGUAGUGAAGAAAAAAAUUGUACUAUGUGCAAACAGUUUCCAGUAUUAUACAAGAAAACCUUAAUUUAGGCAUUCAUUUUCCUUCCUAUACAAUUAAAAUAAAAUAAGCAUUAGUACGGUUUUUACAAAUAUCGUUUAUUUUAAUGAAGCUGGUACAGACAAUGUCCAUUUAAAACCCAUAUCCCAGGCCAAAAAGUACAAAUGAAAUCAAAAGGAGCAGUGUUCUGUUGUACACUUCUGCAUGAGUAAUUUUAUUAACUGCUUAUGAAAAUCAGAACUUUUCUGGGAUCUUCUGACAAGAUUUUUUUUUAAUCUUAAUUAAAAUGCUUUCUCUCCAGUGAAGCCAUCUUUGGAGUUAGUCAUUUCUCUCACCGAAUCUGUCGUCUUGACACCAACCUGAUAUUCCUCUUCUUUUGGUCCAGACCCUCAGAUUUUUAGAAGUAGCUUCGAGUCAAGGAAAGGUCAUUUUUCCACAGUUCCGUCCUCUGAAGAACUUCCAUCUCCCACUGAAAGUCACAGUCCAGGAGUGAAGCAAUCACCUGUUAGGAUCUCAGGGCCAAUUGGAAAGUCAUUCUUAAUCAUCACCACAAGCCUGAAAACGCACAGUCCUGAAAAAGGUGGCCUCUCUGUGUACACACGGAAUCUUAAAAAAGAGAGGGCCCUCUGAAGGGGGCUGAGGCUUGAUCACCAAAAAUCAGCACAAUGAAAACAAGAAUGGAGAGCACUAGAAUUCAAAUUACCAGAUGUUUUAAAGAGAUGGGGUGCCAGUUUUCAAUUCCAUUUUUUGAACACCACAUUACAAAAGAACUAUUUUUAAAAAUAAAAAAGGAUUAAGGGAAAAGAAAAAAAAAAAUAAAGAGUAUCUAAACCGUUGAAUGACCCC
This is a messenger RNA of Oryctolagus cuniculus (rabbit), 14108 nucleotides long. The record is from RefSeq and is a predicted model, not a curated record. NCBI's taxonomy places the organism in Eukaryota, Metazoa, Chordata, Mammalia, Lagomorpha, Leporidae.